CUAUUCGCUAGUACUUGAAAUUGGGAUAUUCCUGGAAACAUUCCUUUACCUGUUAGGUUUUGAAAAGAAAAAAUAAUCCCACGAAAGAGGGCAUAUAUUUAGCAAACAUGCCAUACCUAUGUGUAAAGACACCAAAACAGAGAGCACCAGAAAAACACAACAUACAUACAGUAAUGAGCCAAGCGUUAAACAGAGAGUACCUAAUAAGCGAAGAAAUAGGCCGUGGACGAUUCGGCACCGUCUUCAAAUGCACAUCACGUUCCACCGGUCACACCUUCGCCGUUAAAUCCAUCGAUAAAAGUCUCACCUCCGGCGACACGCUCGACGCACAAUGCCUUCUUUCAGAACCAAAGAUUCUGCGCCAUCUCUCCCCGCAUCCUCACAUAAUCCAACUUCACAAUCUCUACGAAGACGACACGCAUCUCCACAUGGUGAUAGACUUAUGCUCGAACCAAGACCUCCAUAGCUUAAUAAUCUCCAGCGGCGGCGUUCUGACCGAGAGCGUCGCCAGAGUUUUUUUUAUUCAGAUAAUGAGAGCGGUUUCACACUGUCAUAAAUACGGCGUCGUCCACCGAGAUUUGAAGCCGGAUAAUAUACUGUUGGACUCGAGGAAUUUGAUAAAGUUGGCCGAUUUUGGAUCGGCUGAGGUGAUUACGGAAGAAGGAGGAAUGCUAAACGGUGUUGUAGGAACGCCGUAUUAUGUAGCGCCUGAGAUUUUGAGUGGUAGAGAGUAUGCAGAGAAGGUUGAUGUUUGGAGCGCUGGUGUAAUUUUGUAUGUAAUGUUAGCUGGAUUUCCUCCGUUUUAUGGUGAGACUGCUGUGGAGAUCUUUGAUGCUGUUUUGAGAGCCAAUCUUAGGUUUCCUGUCAGGUCAUUUCACGGAGUCUCGCCGGCCGUUAAGGAUUUGUUGAGGAGGAUACUUUGUAAAGAUGUUUUCAAGAGAUUCUCUGCUGAUCAAGUUUUAAGGCAUCCAUGGAUAACAAGUGUAGGAGGAUGAGUGAAUAUGUAACAUGAAGAGAAUGGAUCAAGGAUCAUGAGCUGUUAGGUAGCUAAGAGUACAUAAGCCUUUUUGUAUAGGUGUAUUAGGGUAUAUAGUAUAAUACUGCUGCUGCUGCUUUAGGGGAUGAGACGGAACAGAGUCUCUAUCCUAAUAGUUUUAAGAGGAUGUGCUUUUGUUUCUGGGAAGAAGCAAGUUUUGUUUGUAUGUACAAAUUAAGAGGACUUUCUGUUAACGAGUUUCCUUUUCUUUAUUCUAAACCUUUUAAUUAAAAUUAUUAUA
Messenger RNA from Ricinus communis (castor bean), 1277 nucleotides. RefSeq names its product phosphoenolpyruvate carboxylase kinase 1. Gene Ontology annotation, cellular component: nucleus; cytoplasm. Bases 108 to 995 code for a protein of 295 amino acids. Gene Ontology annotation, molecular function: calcium/calmodulin-dependent protein kinase activity; calcium-dependent protein serine/threonine kinase activity; calmodulin binding. The transcript has 2 exons. The record is from RefSeq and is a predicted model, not a curated record. NCBI's taxonomy places the organism in Eukaryota, Viridiplantae, Streptophyta, Magnoliopsida, Malpighiales, Euphorbiaceae. Gene Ontology annotation, biological process: intracellular signal transduction; peptidyl-serine phosphorylation; protein autophosphorylation.